Molecule: messenger RNA, 2712 nt
Organism: Paralichthys olivaceus (Japanese flounder)
Lineage: Eukaryota; Metazoa; Chordata; Actinopteri; Pleuronectiformes; Paralichthyidae
Source: RefSeq, a predicted model, not a curated record
CAACUGAUAAGUCGGUUGGACUCUAACAGACAGCUUCCCUGGACGAAGUUAAUGUCGUCUUACAUAAAACUGUGACUCUGAAUCUCAACUGAACUGAACUCUUUCUUCACCUCCAUUGUGGAUCGUUGCCAUCCAUGAUCUCUGAGUGUCUUCUCUCCUGAUUCAAGUUGAUGAUGUGACAUCUUAGUUGCUCUGUGUCGUGCUGAACUUGAAGUGGAUGACUUGAAUAGUUAAUAGAUUGUUAUAUCAGACUUGAUGUUCUAUUCAGCUCUCUCUGUCUCUCUCUGUCCCUCUGUGUUUAUCCCCAUGACAUCCUCUGACUGUUUCUCACUGCUCUCCCUCUUCUCUCAGGAGCAAGAGUUUCUACAGAAGCAGCAGCAGGACCUGGACGGAGCUCUGAAGAAAAUCAUCCAGCAGCAUAAACUGGAGAUCGCCACUAUCGAGAGGGAUUGCCUCAACCACAAGCAACAGCUGAUGAGAGCUCGAGAGGCAGCCAUGUGGGAGCUGGAGGAGCGCCACCUGCAGGAGAAGCACCAGCAGCUGAAGCAGCAGCUGAAAGACCAGUACUUCCUGCAAAGACACCAGCUGCUGAAGAGGCAUGAGAAAGAGAUGGAGCAGAUGCAGCGCUACAAUCAGCGGCUGAUAGAGGAGAUGAAGAACAAACAGACGCAGGAGAGGGUUCGUCUGCCCAAGAUCCAGCGCAGUGAGGCCAAGACCCGCAUGGCCAUGUUCAAGAAGAGUCUCCGCAUCACUGCCACGGCAACUGUCACCCCGGAGCAGGAGAGAGAGCGAAUAAAACAGUUUGGAGCUCAGGAAGAAAAGAGGCAGAAGAACGAGAGACUCCAACAGCACCAGAAACACGAGAACCAGAUGAGAGACCUGCAGCUGCAAUGUGACUCAAACAUCAGGGAGCUGCAGCAGCUUCAGAAUGAGAAAUGCCACCUUUUGAUUGAGCAUGAGACCCAGAAGCUGAAGGAGCUGGAUGAGGAGCACGGCCUGGAGAUCAAGGAGUGGAGAGAGAAGCUCAGACCCAGAAAGAAGGCGUUGGAGGAGGAGUUCACACGAAAGCUCCAGGAGCAGGAGGUCUUCUUCAAGAUGAGCGGUGAAUCUGAAUGCCUUAACCCCACCACCCAGAGCCGAGUGUCCAAAUUCUACCCCAUCCCGAACCUGCACAACGCCGGUUUAUAGCCUCACGACCGUCUGUGCUGCACAAACGGACUCCUGUCGAACUCGACCAUGCUCACAGAUGCUGCCUGGUGGUGGAGCAGCGUCGUUCCUCUGACAGUUAAGUGAUCCAAAAAUGAAAAUGUCUCCACCUCUCUGAUUCCAACAAGAGUGAGCAUGACGUGCCUACACGCACACUUAAAUCGUUUUUUCUCAGCUUGUUGAGAAAGUGUCCGAGGGAUAAUAUGCACUUUUUUGAGCAUGUUAAAAAUUUUAACAGUCUGCAGUUGGUAGCUAAGCCCAAUCCUGCUUAUGAGAACAUUGGAAGCACAGCCUGCUACAGUAUGAAUGAUCUCCAGUGCCUCAUAUAUUCUUUUUUUCUGCAUUCAGACACUCCUCUGUUGGGUUUUCUUCAGCUUACAGUAAAUACAGUGCCCCCUGAAUGUGUUGCACUUAAAUAACUUUUUAUCAUUUUCCCCCCGUGAUCACAAAUACAUAUUACUUAAGUUCACAUGAGCUGCUGAAUAUUCCGAGAUCCUGUUAAGCUGCAUGGAAGGUGGAGCUGGUUCACAGGGAGAUGUUCUGUGUAUUCUAACUCGUGCAGUGUCUGUUGUUGCCAUGAGAGAAACAUGAUCGCCAUGUUGGGAUCAUAAGUCUGUGAGUUACAAUAAAAAAGAUUGUACUGUGUUGUAAAUGAGUGAAACGUUACAUGUCUCUACUUACAUAUGAAGUUAAAUCACAACUUGUGCUUACCACAAAGAUUUUACAGUCUUGAGAGAUUAAUGAACAAAAAAAUAACAAUUGCUUUCGCACAUAAUUUCACGUCAGUGCUGUUCUCCAAAACAAACAUCUCCCCAGUUUGGUUAAACACAGCGGUGGCAUGUGUUUCUUCCUUGAGAGUGAGAAAAUCCUUUUUUUAUAUAUAAAAUAUAUGUAUAAAAUAAAUCACUCAACCCUCUGGGAGUCUUUUUGAGCAGCGCUUGAACACGUGUGGAAACUAAAGGAAUGUAAAGCCGUUGAUUUGCACUGUUUUGCCACAAGAGCUGAAGAAAAGAAAUAUGCAGUUUAAUCUGUCAAAUUAUUUUUGACAGCAAGUCACCUUCGUCUCACCCAAGCCCAUUCUAAUGUUUUUUUAAUAUAUAAUUUGACCUUGUCCCUGAGUAUUUUAUGACCACAUGCAGUUUCCUGAACUCAUAUUCUUUGAUGUAUUGAAGCUGUAAUCACUCACUAUGCUGAGAUCAGUGUUGUAUGAGAGUUAAGAUGCUGUAUCUGUUACUGUAUGAAUUUCAGUGUGUGAGGAGACGUCCUUCGCUGUAUUUUAUGAGCAAAGUAUUGAUGGUUGACGAAAAGAGAAACUUAUUUCGAGAUUAAGAUGAUUAUUUUAUUUUGUCACUGCACUUCGUCAAGGCACGUUGUAAUUUCUUUACGCUGACACCAUUGAAUUGUCAUGAAUGCUGGAUUUACAUUGGGGUUAUUGGAGAACAUGUGUUUUGAAUUACACCCAUAGAUUUCAGAUAUUUUUUAUUUUAUUAAAUUGCUGCAUUUUAA